This is a messenger RNA of Kwoniella mangroviensis CBS 8507, 1626 nucleotides long. RefSeq names its product pantothenate kinase. The transcript has 7 exons. The coding region runs from base 1 to 1626 and encodes 541 amino acids. The record is from RefSeq and is a predicted model, not a curated record. Gene Ontology annotation, cellular component: nucleus; cytosol. Gene Ontology annotation, biological process: coenzyme A biosynthetic process. Gene Ontology annotation, molecular function: ATP binding; pantothenate kinase activity. Lineage: Eukaryota; Fungi; Basidiomycota; Tremellomycetes; Tremellales; Cryptococcaceae.
AUGCCAGACAUCUCCAUCCCUCAAGCAAGGAGGAUAGUGGUGGAUACGACUGGAGCACAGAUAGUCCAGGAAGAAUCACCAGCAACCCGAGAUUCGAGGGGUAUAUAUUUACCUCAUUACAUUGAGCCUGUUUCUCAUAUAGCUAUAGAUAUUGGUGGAUCCCUUGCCAAAGUAGUGUAUUUCACUCGAUCCAACUUACCUAUCUCCACCACUCCCCCACAAUCAGGAACCUCCUCACCCUUUUUACCACCGUCGGAAUCCGUGUUCAUCCCACCUUUAUCUUCCAACGGUGCAUCCUCGUCAUCGCAUAUCCAAUCACCUUCUCUCAAUCCUCAUUCUCAUGCGCCAUUCGACCAAUCUCCCCCUCAACGCCGUCCAGCUCUGAACGGAGCGCUAACUCCUGGAGUCUUAUCGGAAGAUUACAACCACCAUCAUGCCUCAUCCUCAUCACCACCUAUAAACACCAUAUCUCCUUCUCCAUCAUCCAAAGGGAAACUAUCAAGCCAUCACUCCAAAUACCGUCGUAGUUCCUUGCCACCUCCUUUACCGGGGGGUUUACUGAAUUUCGCUCGGUUCGAAACGGAACAUAUCGAAGAUCUCAUAGCUUUCUUACAGGAUUUGAUCAAGUCGUCCGCAUCGGCCAAUAGAGUGAGUUUGGAGAAGAUGCAAAAGAACGUUAAGGUGAUGGCUACGGGUGGAGGAGCGCAUAUGUACUAUGAUCGACUAAAGGAUGAAUUAGGUGUGGAAGUGACAAGGGAAGAAGAGAUGGAAUGUUUGAUUUUGGGAUUAGGUUUCGUAUCGAAAAUUCCUCAGGAAGUAUUUUGGUUUUCGGAAGAAUUGGUCUACAAAGUAUCACAUACCUCGACAUCAACAUCUGCGCAACCUCAAUCACCAAUCAAAUUGACCAUACCCGCAUCGGAAUUACCCAGACCUUCACCCACCCCACCUGCAUACCAGGUCACAUUUGCUGAUACGCUUGACGGAACGGAUUCGGUACCCCAUUUCCCAUGCUUGAUAGUGAAUAUAGGAAGUGGAGUGAGUAUAGUCAAAGUGGACGAAGAUGGAUCGUUUGAAAGAGUUAGUGGAACUUCGUUGGGUGGAGGUACUUUAUGGGGGUUGUUGAGUCUUUUGACGGAUGCAGAGAACUUUGAUGAAAUGCUGCUUCUAUCUGAACAAGGCGACAACUCAGCUGUAGACAUGCUUGUGGGAGAUAUCUACGGAUCGGAUUACUCCAAGAUCGGAUUGAAAUCGUCUACCAUCGCUUCAUCUUUCGGUAAAGUGUUUAGAAAGGGAUCAAACCCAGAGGAAAGGAAGAAGACUUUCAGACAGGAAGAUAUAGCCAAGAGUUUACUGUAUGCCAUAAGUAACAAUAUCGGACAUGUUGCAUACAUGAAUGCAGCGAAAUACGGAUUGGAUAAGGUAUUCUUUGGGGGAUGCUUCAUCAGAGGCCACGCCGCAACCAUCUCCACGCUGUCUUACGCUAUCAGAUUCUGGAGUAAAGGGACGAUGAGAGCAUGUUUCCUACGACAUGAAGGCUUUUUGGGUGCGAUAGGUGCUUGGAUCAAGAAUGUUGAACCUGAGCCUGAGCUUCAGCCUCAAAAUGGGGAAGGUGAGAACGGAUUGUAA